UUGUAACGUCUCUAGUUCUGUAUGUGUGUGGUUGCUCUGCGGAUGUAAAUUCUAAUAUCCGAUAAUUAGAAAAGUGAAUCCAAAGUGCUCCUUAUCGCGAAUGACAUGCUCUGACCGCAGCUACGGCGCAGUCCCUGUUGAAACUCGAUCACGAAUCAAGCAAAUCCCAGUUUCAGCACUUCCUAUCAGGAGCAAAACAAAGUAAAACGCAAUACCACUGCGAUGGCGACGAGUGAAGAGGCGAGCGAGUGUUGAAAAAAUCGCAUUGGAUAUAGGAAUUGGCCAGAAGUCGGCCCAAACAAUAAGCCAGGGACCCCAGAAAACAAUAAUCAACCCGAGCUUCAAACGCACAGAAUCGCUGGCAGGAACACACAGAUGAGACAUGCAAAUUGUGCGGAUGGUGAAGAAAAAUCGCAGCAGCAGUGGACUAAGCGGACUAGAGAAAUAACAGUGUAGGCGAAGACCCGAUCGUCCCUAAAAGUCGUGUUCUGACUGGCAGAAUGUCCAAGAGGAGUUGUCACAUACUCACCCUGCUGGGCUUGUGCCUGAUUUGCCACGAGGUGGCACUGGUCGAGGGUCACGUGCUGGUUUAUCGGAAGACAACGAGCCAGUUGAUUGAGGAGUUCAAUGAUCAGCCAGCACAAUUCGGCCCCCAACUGCCAUCGAAUGGUCUCAAAGUGUAUGUGAUCCCCGCCAAGCCCCCUUCCUUCGGUUGUGAUACUCUAGACAGGCCACCACACCUUAAUUACCCACCCUCAGCCAAAUUCGUGGCACUUGUAUCACGCGGCGGUAACUGCACCUUUGAGCGCAAGGUACGAGUGGCCCAGAAUGCAACUUAUUCUGCUGUAAUUGUUUACAACAAUGAGGGCGACGACUUGGAACAAAUGUACGCCGACAACCCGGCGGGAAUUAGAAUACCCUCGGUUUUUGUGGGCCACACAGCGGGUGUGGCUCUCACUACUUACAUUACUCCAGAGGUGGUGCUAAUCAUCAACGAUGAGCUGCCCUUCAACAUCAACACGCAGCUGAUAUUGCCCUUCUCCAUACUGAUUGGCCUGUGCUUCAUAAUCAUGGUUGUCUAUAUGAUCUACAAGUGCAUCCGCGAGCAACGCCGCCAGCGUCGCCAUCGACUGCCAAAGAGGAUGCUAAAGAAGUUGCCGGUUCUGCGAUACACCAAGAACAACGCGAACAACAAGUACGACACCUGCGUGAUCUGCCUGGAGGACUUCAUCGAGGACGAUAAGCUGCGUGUUCUGCCCUGCUCACAUCCCUAUCACACACACUGUAUCGAUCCCUGGCUUACCGAAAACCGUCGCGUCUGUCCCAUUUGUAAGCGCAAGGUUUUUACAAAGGGCGAAGCGCGUGCAAGUCGGAGGCGGCAGCCUUCUUUGGAUAAUGUCACCGAUACUGAUGACGACACGACGCCACUUCUGCAGCAACAGCAGUCAAACGGCAGACAGGCGGUCCAGGUGAGCGCCGCUUCCUCAGCCGCCGGAACAGCUGCCGGGAGCAGCUCGAGUGUAGCGGCGACUGCUGUCGCUGGGACCACGCGGCACGGAACCUUCCGGCGUGGAGACGCCGGACGAAACCCGUUCGAGGAAUCCCAGAGCUCUGACGAUGAGAACGUCCUGCUAGACUCUGCUGUGCGUCCGGCCACGUCCUCUGGAGCACACGAACGCAUCAAUCCCUUCGAUCGUGCUCCCAAUCUGCCAGCCCACCUAGCUGAACAGUUAACUGGUAGUCGUCCUUCGCUCUGGUCGCGCAUCAAUUUUGGCUCGUUCUUCCGCCGCCAACCGACUGUGAUUAGUGUGGCGGCGCCACCUUAUCUGGAGCACGUUGAGUCCGGUACCAGUGCCAUGGGUCUGCCGGCGACGGGGACAAUCGCCGUAGCCACGCCCGCAUCGAACAACAUCCUCAAUCCGAAUUUAAGCGGCUCCUUCAAGGACGACGAUGAUAUGCCACCGCAUCGCUCGAUCUACGAACCUAUAGCAAUCAGCACACCUGCCGCGGACUCGGCGGCUGAUGAGGAUUCGGCGUUCCUCCAAACGCCCACGCAGGGCGCCAUUGGCGUGGCCGCCCUGCCGCACAGCUCCUCCGAUCGCCAGUUUCUCAUAUGAGGCGAGUUCGACCGCCGAGAGUCCUUAGCCUGUAGGUUGUAGGUGGACGUCGAUCCUCGAACCGGUAGCCCGGGAUCGAGUUUUUCGUUUGGGUUCGCGAUCAAUGCUGUGGCUGCCAGCUGCUUUGUUUUAAACAAUUAACAAAAGUUUAUUAUAAUAUUAAUAAAUACGUAGCCGAACCUUGUGUUAGACUGUGCGCUGUCCUACUUCCAGGACACCCACCCACAGGCACCCACACAGACACGAAACACACACACACACGUCAUUUCUAUGCGUAUACAAAUUGUGAUUUAUUUUAUAUACAUUUUACAAUUAACCCGAUUGGCAUACUAAUUACCGCCUCGCCUGCAAAGUCCCAACCAAAAAUGUAAACGAUUUAUGGAAAACAAAAAAAACUAUACACCACAUGCCAGAUUUAAUUGUUAUCCUAAUUCUGAUUAAUCAUUAACUCUGUUUGUCAGCUUAAGCAGCACUCGCCACUGCUAUUCAAAUGAUUCACGAAUAUAGUCAUGUUUAUCCAAGAAAUGGUCAUUUUAUUUUGUUACUUUUAAAAACUGUUUUCCAUCAAAAUGAAAUUAAUUGAAACACAUGAUUAUAUGGCAUUGGCCCGUAUACUGUACAUUAUUCUCGAUUUAACUAAUUUUAAGUUUAAUACAUAGAAUAGGCAACUGAAAUCCAAUGAUGCAAUAGAUGUUCAUCCCCCCUUUUCGAGAACAAAAAAAAUGUUUAAGUAUGAUCAAUUGUAUUACGAGUCAAAAUUGUUGCCACAAUCCACUAAAAGUAGAAAACUUAAGCGCUAGUUUGUGAUUAUUUUUCCCAAAAAAAAACUAUAUGCUACCAAUAAAAGCUGUUCACAACAAAACGAAAUCAAUUAGGGCAUAGAUGCAGAUAUAUAUAUUUAAAAAUGCUGUGGCAGUGUAACCUAAAUUUAAUUUACAUUCAACAAAUAAACGUAAAGGACAUAAA
This is a messenger RNA of Drosophila ficusphila, 3083 nucleotides long. It is a transcript of the gene gzl, whose product is annotated as E3 ubiquitin-protein ligase RNF13. NCBI's taxonomy places the organism in Eukaryota, Metazoa, Arthropoda, Insecta, Diptera, Drosophilidae. Gene Ontology annotation, cellular component: nucleoplasm; cytoplasm. Bases 501 to 2117 code for a protein of 538 amino acids. The record is from RefSeq and is a predicted model, not a curated record. The transcript has 9 exons.